This is a messenger RNA of Kluyveromyces marxianus DMKU3-1042, 1563 nucleotides long. RefSeq names its product protein disulfide isomerase PDI1 (gene PDI1). Gene Ontology annotation, biological process: protein folding; response to endoplasmic reticulum stress. Bases 1 to 1563 code for a protein of 520 amino acids. The transcript has a single exon. The record is from RefSeq and is a predicted model, not a curated record. Lineage: Eukaryota; Fungi; Ascomycota; Saccharomycetes; Saccharomycetales; Saccharomycetaceae. Gene Ontology annotation, molecular function: protein disulfide isomerase activity. Gene Ontology annotation, cellular component: endoplasmic reticulum.
AUGCUAUUUGGUAAGACCAUUAAACUCGGUUUGGCUACCUUGAUGGCAGUCAAUGCUGCUGCGCAGGAAGAGGCUACAGCUCCAGAAGAUUCUGCUGUUAUUAAGUUGACAUCUGAAACUUUCGAAGAUUUCAUCAAGGAGCACCCAUUAGUUUUGGCUGAAUUUUAUGCACCAUGGUGUGGCCACUGUAAGCACCUAGCUCCAGAGUACGUAAAGGCAGCCGACGAGUUGGAAGACAAAGAUAUUCCUUUGGCUCAAAUUGACUGUACUGAAAACCAACAGCUAUGUCAAGAACAAGGGAUCCCAGGUUACCCAUCUUUGAAGGUAUUCAGAAAUGGUAACUCAAAGCCUGCUGGAGAAUAUCAAGGUCCUAGAGAAGCCAAGGCUAUUGUCAACUAUAUGUUGAAGCAAUCCGAACCUGCUGUGCGAGUUAUCGAAGAUGAAAAGGAAUUCAAGGAAUUGGUUGUUAAGAACUUGGACAAUGUUUUGGUUGUUGAUGGCAACGUUCCAAAGUUCAACGAAACUUUCUAUCAAAUUGCUGACAACUUGAGAGAUGAUUAUUCUUUCAUCCAACAUGGUUCCGAUGGUAAAUUGCGUGUCUAUUUGCCAAAAGAAACUGAACCAAUCGUCUAUGAUGGUGAUAAAUACGAUGCUGAAGCUGUUUCCUCUUGGAUUGCUGUCGAAGCAUUCCCAUACUUCGGUGAUGUUAACGGUGAAACUUACCAAGCAUACAUGGCCGCUAAGAUCCCAUUGGCAUACUUCUUCUACACCACUCCAGAAGAACGUGAAGAGUACGAACCACACUUUGUUGCUCUUGCCAAGAAGUACAGAGGUAAGGUGAACUUUGCCGGUUUGGACGCUUCUAAGUUUGGUAGACAUGCUGAAAACUUGAACCAUAAGCAACAAUUCCCAUUGUUUGCUAUCCAUGAUACCGUUAAGGAUUUGAAGUACGGUUUGCCACAACUUUCUGAUGAAGACUUUGCUGCUUUGGAAAAACCUUUGAAAUUGGCCACCAAGGACAUUGAGAAGUUCGUUAAAGAUUUCUUGGACGAAGCCGUGGACCCAAUUGUAAAGAGUGAAGAAAUCCCAGAAAAGCAAGAACAAUACACCUUUAAGAUUGUUGGUAAGAACCACGAUGAAAUCGUUCGUGACCCAAAGAAGGAUGUUCUAGUCAAGUACUAUGCUCCAUGGUGUGGUCACUGUAAGAGAUUGGCUCCAAUCUAUGAGAACAUGGCAGAAUUCGUUCACGAAGCUGAAGAGUUGAAGGACAAGGUUUUGAUUGCUAACAUCGACGCCACUGCCAACGAUGUCCAAAACGUCGAAAUCCCAGGUUUCCCAGCUAUCUACUUGUGGCCAGCUGGUGAAAAGUCGGAGCCAAUUCCAUUUGAAGGUCCAAGAACUAUCGAGGCCUUCUUAACAUUCAUCAAAGAAAACGGUACACAUGGUGUUGACGGUGUAAGCCUCUACGAAGAGUAUGUUAUUGCUCUUGAAAAGAAGAAGCAGGAAGAGGAAGCAGCUGACGAAGCUGACGACGAAGAUGAACUAGAUCAAGAUGAAUUGUAG